Nelumbo nucifera (sacred lotus) is the source of this 939-nucleotide messenger RNA. Its product is annotated as protein indeterminate-domain 4, chloroplastic-like. Lineage: Eukaryota; Viridiplantae; Streptophyta; Magnoliopsida; Proteales; Nelumbonaceae. The record is from RefSeq and is a predicted model, not a curated record. Gene Ontology annotation, biological process: regulation of gene expression. Gene Ontology annotation, molecular function: DNA-binding transcription factor activity.
AUGGAUUCUACAGAUUUUACAGCAUUACCACUACCUGAAGAGCUGAAGUUCUUCCUAUAUGAUUCCUGCAACUCAGAGUUACCCUUCACCAGCAAUCCUCAGGUAAGCUUGAAUUUAGAUUCCAGUCCUAUAAACAGUGCAGUUUUCAGUUUGGAUCCCAUGGUCUCUUUUGAAGAUUUGGAUUUUCUUGAAACCCAAUUGGAUUUUAGAAGUAAUGCCGAUUCAACUCAAGAUUUGAUUUUCCCGGAAAAUGAGAAUGUGGGUUUUAAUGGGUUCUCUGAGUUCAAUCUCAUACCUCAAAACCCAAUUCAGCAACCCCAUAUUGAAGAUCAGCCGACGAAGGCCGGCAAAAACAAGGAUGAAAUUCCCACGGUACCGGUUGAACUAAUACAGAACAAAAGGCCAUUCAAGUGCUCCCAGCUUGGCUGUGACAAGACAUUCAAGAAUCCACAGACCCUCAAAAUCCACCAGAGGACCCACUGCACCGACGAACCCACCAUUGUUUCCCGGCAACUGAAAGCUGGGCAGAACAAGAAAGUCCCAUGCAGGUGUCCUUUAUGUGGCCGCAGCUUCGUGGGUCUCUAUGAACUUCGCCGGCAUUUUGGCCGGAAGCACUCAGAGGGGGAGAAGUUGUACAACUGCAGGAAAUGUGGGAAGAAAUUUUAUGUGGAAGUGGAUUUAAGGGACCAUGAGAAGCUGUGUGGAGAGCGCGUUGGAUGCAAAUGUGGGUUGAAAUUCGCCUUCAAAUGUAACCUCUCAGCUCAUAAGAGAACCCACCCAGAAUGCGUGGAAGCACCAGCCAAAGGUUUGGGCUCAAGCAGCUCUCCAAAGGGUUCGAGUUCAAAUGGGUUGAUCGGUGGGAAGUUGGAAAAGAUCUUGGGUCUUGGUUCUCGUGGAGCUCGGCGUAGCUUUGCAACCCAUGACACUGUGAACAAAUAG